Molecule: messenger RNA, 3039 nt
Organism: Neurospora crassa OR74A
Lineage: Eukaryota; Fungi; Ascomycota; Sordariomycetes; Sordariales; Sordariaceae
Gene: mek-1
Product: MAP kinase kinase
Exons: 4
Coding region: 1023-2579 (518 amino acids)
Biological process (GO): protein phosphorylation
Molecular function (GO): protein kinase activity; ATP binding
Source: RefSeq, a predicted model, not a curated record
GGGGCACACAGCCGACAUCCACUCCACCGCCGAGACAAGACACUGCCCGCCUUGACAGGUCCGCUCCCAGUGCCGCUCUUCAAAUCAAAAACUGGCACCGGGGAGCAAGCAUCCCCGUGUGUCAACAGAAACAACGGCAAGUCGACAGAUCCCAACAUCGUAACCUCCGUCCUCUCCACUGCCAGACGACUCCGCCGGAGAUUGCAACACUGCCAGUGGCUCACGCUCGGCGCCUGGCCCAUUUCCCAGAGUCCGGCCCGGUCCCGUCUUUCGUUAGGUUCCCUGCCGAGGUUGGAGUCCUACGAGAGUCCUUCAUUGUGUCGCCUGCCCUCCAACUGAGCUUCCACUUGCAUAUGUAGCCGUGCAUCCCGCACUCUCUCACACACACAGCUUGGACCUACCUCUACCUACUACAUAGUACAUACACGUUCGUUCUCAAGGCCCGACUUCUUUAUACACCGGCAUCCCGCAUUUUCUCUUAACCGACACUUGAUCUAUCAUCCAUCUUCAGCCGUUUUAAAAGACACACGUCCCGUCUGCACCACAUCACUUCGACUCGUCGCCAUCUCGUUGUUUGUCAGUUGACGUCCCUUGACGUACGAGCCUGCACCUACCGGGUUUCGUCGCCUACCAUACAGUGCGCCCCUCCCCUUGCCGACAAAUCGCGUUGCUGCUUUUCGUCCGAACGACUCGUCUUGUCUCUUCAUCCCAAGUCGCCCCGUUCGCCUAUUGCACCUCAGACAGCUUGUCUUGCUCGACGACCUCGUUUUCUCGCCAGUCAGAUAUUACCACUAGCGAAGAAAGCAAAGUCAUUGUCGCACAACUACAAGACCAUCUGCGGCCAAAAGACCAACAACGGCACUACCGCACGUCUCGUGACCGGCUCGAUUUCGCCUCGCAGGUCUCGGCCACAUCUCAAGCACUGAGGCUUGUCAGGCUUCCAGAGUCUGAACCCUUUGUCUCCAAGAUUCGAAACGUCGUCACCGAGUGACGGCAAAGGCAUCUGCCAUCAACAGACUACCAUGGCCGAUCACCAAGGUCAAAGCAGCAACGAUGCUGCCCCCAAGGCCAACCCAGGUCUCCAGGCACCCCAACUCCAACAGGGACCAUCCCCCGUUCCCACAAUGGCACCAGCCCCCGCACCCCUCCUCCGGCCAGCCAUCCCCGGCGCUCGCCCCGGUGGUCGGGGCCCCCCACGUCUUGGCCUUGCGAUCCCCCCGUCUCUAAGUGUCAAGCCCGUUGGUAAUCCCGGCGCUCCUCCGGCGCGUGCGGCGCCACCACAACUCAAACUCGCUACCCCCAUGGGUAGCACCACAAUACCACAUGAGCAGCCUGCCGGACGACCAGGCGCCCAAGGCUAUAGCGCUAGCGGUGCCAGCGAUAGCAGUGCGGCGCAUAGCAGGAGUGGCAGCUUUGGUCCCGAGAGCAACCCUACCAGCGCCGACACCCGGUAUAGUAAUGUUUCGUUUAUCGGCGCCCAAAGGCCACACGGCACACCAGACCCUGUCUCUGCAGUGGGUUCUCUCUACUCCAAUGCCAGCGAGGGAGGUGUGGGUAUGGAACGAGAAAACAGCCUGCAUGGAUUGGAAGCAUUCGACAAGCUUACACUGGAGAAAGCGAGGACAUUAGAUGUCGAAGAGCUUGAUGACGAUGGAUGGAGGAUCGCCAUGAUGGAGAAGAGAGUCGAGGAGUUGGGACCCCUAGGUGAGGGUGCAGGAGGUGCGGUAACCAAAGCCAAGUUGAAGGGCGGCAAGACCGUAUUUGCGCUCAAGAUCAUCACAGCGAACCCCGACAAGGACGUUGCCAAGCAAAUUGUCCGUGAAUUAGGGUUCAACAAGCAGUGCGCCUCCGAGCACAUCUGUCGGUACUUUGGUGCCGUCGUCGACACCCAGUCCGCGACCAUCUCCAUUGCCAUGGAGUAUUGCGAAGGCGGUUCUCUUGACAGUGUUUACAAGGAGGUCAAGAAGCUUGGGGGGCGUACAGGAGAAAGGGUAUUGGGCAAGAUUGCCGAGGGCGUUCUACACGGAUUGACAUAUCUGCAUAGCAAGAAGAUCAUCCACCGUGACAUUAAGCCUAGCAACAUCCUUCUCUGUCGCAACGGCGAGGUCAAGCUUUGCGAUUUCGGUGUCUCGGGCGAUUAUGGCACGAACGGCGCGGCCAACACAUUCAUCGGUACCAGUUAUUACAUGGCGCCUGAGCGAAUCACAGGCCAGUCAUAUACCAUCACCUCGGACGUUUGGUCUUUGGGUGUUACCCUGCUCGAGGUUGCACAGCACCGCUUCCCCUUCCCCGCCGAUGGUACCGACUCACAACCCCGUGCCGGUCUCAUUGACCUGUUGACGUACAUCGUCCGUCAGCCUGUGCCGAAGCUGAAGGAUGAGCCUGAUGCGAACAUUUUCUGGACUGACAAGUUCAAGUACUUCAUUGACUGCUGCUUGGAGAAGGAUCCCAACCGCAGAGCGAGCCCUUGGCGUAUGCUCGACCACCCCUGGAUGUUGGAAAUACGGUCAAGGCGUGUGAACGUGGCCCGUUUCCUGGCCACGGUAUGGGGCUGGGAGGAUGGAAAGGAAGAGGCAUAGUUUGUCUGCGGUGGAAUCCUCGAUCGAAAUUGGCGAGUUCAGUUCAUGGGCCACGAAAUUUCUGCAAAUGCCGGAAGCACAAGAGUCGUGUACCGGAAGACAUUGGGGUCGCUUCUUCGGUUAAGGAUGUCGGGCCUGGUGUCUUCGAUUUUGAAGAGGAUGAGAACUUUGGCAAAAGCGAGUCGACCUGUGUUUGACAGCUUUUGGAUAUAUAAAUAUGAAUGAACCUCAUGAUAAGGACUGGAUAGGCAUUCGUAUAUGCACCGUGUAUGCUUGGAUUUCGCGAGGCUCGCACAUCUUAAUGGUACCUGUGGCUAGCGAACAACAAACGGAACCGAUUUGAACAAGAGACCUCUUCGAAAGGCGAACUGACAAUGCAGUAGCACUCAUGACAUCCAGGCCCGCCUCAGGAUCGGUUUCCGAAAGACGCGUAGGCACACCAAAUACCCCAAGUUUGCAC